Trichobilharzia szidati is the source of this 864-nucleotide messenger RNA. The record is from the annotation of a GenBank genome assembly. Lineage: Eukaryota; Metazoa; Platyhelminthes; Trematoda; Strigeidida; Schistosomatidae.
AUGUGUGCUUGUUUUGAAGCGUGUACAUACCUCCAAGUACACAUUUACUAUAUUAAUAUGCGACCUCAUCAAUUGGAACUGGUAUCAUCACAAGUGAAUCUCGCUGCAUCAAAAAUGCCAGGAAAUGAGUUGUCCGAAAUGUUCAACAGUAUCCCACCCGUCACUCGAUACUGGUUUUCGGGCACAAUAUUGUUCUCUCUCCUCGGCAAACUGAAUAUCAUUGAUCCCAUGCGUAUGAUUUUGCUAUGGGAUAGAAUAUUUUCUCAUUUCGAGAUAUGGAGACCAAUUACAGCGUUGCUAUUCUACCCAGUCUCUCCUUCCACUGGAUUUCACUUUUUAAUCAACCUGUACUUCUUGUAUUCUUAUUCAUCUCGGCUGGAAAACGGAAUGUUCCUAGGACGCACUGCGGACUACGUAUUUAUGUUCAUGUUUACAUGGCUAACACUUGUGAUUGUGAGCUUUUUGGCUGCAUUUUACGUGCUUUUGGAACCAAUGGUACUCACAGUACUAUACAUAUGGAGUCAACUUAAUCGUGAUGUUCCUGUUCAGUUCUGGUUUGGUAUGCAAUUUAAAGCGAUGUACUUCCCUUGGGUGUUAGUAAUAUUUAACUUGAUUGUUCGCGGCAGUGCAAUGAUGGAACUGGUUGGAAUAAUCGUAGGACAUCUUUACUACUUCUUCGUUUUUCAAUAUCCACAGGAAUAUGGUGGUCAAGCAAUACUAAAAACUCCUGGGUUUCUAUACAGACUUUUUCCGAACCAACGAGGUGUUGUAACUGGCUUUGGAGAGGCACCCCGCGCAAGACAGCAGACCGCAACAAUUGGGAGAUUUCCAGGCCGUGGGCAGGUAUUGGGAAAUACUGACUAA